AUGAACGCGGACGACGCCGACGCGACGGCGUCUGCCUCCAGUGCCGCCACCAGCGUCUUCAACCUGUACCAGGAAGGACUCGCCCCCGACCACAUCCUCCAGCUCUGUUUCGUGCGGCAACGCGGUCCGACGCCGUCCUCUCGUCGGCCCAACGGCACUCGCGUGGCGCAGGCGUUUGACCUGCCACGUCCAGCGCUACCGAUCGCGAGUCUUUUGCCUCCAGUGGACGUGUCGUUCGACCACUUUGUCGACCGCUCGUCUCUGCUGCCGCUGCUAAGGGACAGCACAGACGCGACAGCUGCAGCGCUACCAGCGACAGCGCUCGACCGAACGCGAGUGAGUGCGCGAACGCACUUCUUUGACCCGCGACAAGCCGCGCCGGACGACGUGAGGCAGUGGGCCGCCCUGACGAAGAGCGACUGGCUCACUGUAUACCAGAGCCUGCAGCCACGGGACCCGACACUGGACCAGGACGACGCCAGGACGGGUCCCGGAGCAGCACAGGCGCCCGAUCCCGGCGACGUCUGCUGGAUGCUCGAACACUGCCGCAGUGACGCGUUCGCUGCGUUCGUGUGGGACCACCUCCUGCUCUCGCUGUUGCAGCAGUGCAGAGAGGCGUCGGGUCAUUUGACGCUCCAGCGCUUGUGCGCGCUGCUCGUGCGUCACCGCUCACUGGCGUCGCUCAGCCCCAGGGACUUUCGUGCCAACGUGCGGUCGCGCAACUUGCGGCAGGUCGAUGAGCUGUUGGGUGCACAGGCAGAGCUCGCGCUCAUUGGUCACUAUCGACGCCAGCGCGCGCAAGCGGGCGCGCGGUUUCCCUGA
Molecule: messenger RNA, 822 nt
Organism: Hyaloperonospora brassicae
Lineage: Eukaryota; Oomycota; Peronosporomycetes; Peronosporales; Peronosporaceae
Source: the annotation of a GenBank genome assembly